Lolium rigidum is the source of this 2202-nucleotide messenger RNA. Its product is annotated as probable LRR receptor-like serine/threonine-protein kinase At1g56140. The record is from RefSeq and is a predicted model, not a curated record. Gene Ontology annotation, molecular function: protein binding. The transcript is spliced from 17 exons. The coding region runs from base 166 to 1923 and encodes 585 amino acids. NCBI's taxonomy places the organism in Eukaryota, Viridiplantae, Streptophyta, Magnoliopsida, Poales, Poaceae.
GAGGUAGGUAGCCGUCCUCCCCCGAGACCUGGUCACCGCGACCUCGUCUCCGGUCAGCUCCCAGACACGCGCACCGGCGCCAGGUCAAACUCAUCCCAAAACCUCAAGCAUCCCCCCAAUGCUCCCACCCCUCCUCCCCAAGUCAACCGCUAGCUCCCCACGCCCAUGGCUCCUUCCCCUCCCGCUCCCCUCCUCCUCCUCCUCGCGUGGGGUCUCGGAUAUGCCGCGACGGCGACGACGGCUGAGGACCCGUGCCUGAAGAAGGUCUGGUUUGGGUCCCUCGCGAGGAACGCGUCAAUCAACUGCAGCUGCGACGAUUUGAACCUCCCGUGCCGCAUCACACACCUGAACGUGACUGGCUACUGGAACCUGACCGACAUCCCGCCAGCGCUCUUCAAUUUGACGGAGCUGGUCUCUCUGGAUUUGAGUAACAACAACUUGAGUGGUCAAAUACCUCCAGAAAUUGCCAAUCUCUCCAAACUGGAAACAUGGCACUUCAACAACAAUCAACUCAGUGGGCCUUUUCCUAAUGGAUCUUCAGGUUUGAGGAGUCUUCAGUCCCUGUGGAUGUUCGAUAAUUACAUUGAAGGGACACUUCCAGAAUUUAUUGCGAACUUUACCAAUCUCACAGACUUGAGAAUAUAUGGGAUGAAACUUCAAGGACCUAUUCCAAACAAUUUUUCUAAUUUGAUCAACCUGGAAAAGCUGAUGCUUGGUGAUAUCGAUGGUGGGAAUUCUACUUUUGAUUUCAUCGCAAAUUGGGCAAAUCUUUCAACAUUAUCACUCAGAAAAUGUGGAAUCGUUGGCCAACUUCCUAGUAUUCCCCGAAAUUUACCUAACCUAACAUACCUAGAUUUGGGAUCAAACAAAAUAUCAGGCCAAAUAGAACUAUUGCUUCCAUAUAAGAGUUCAAGCUACCUAUAUGUUGGUGGAAACAACUUAAGUGGACAUCUGCCUUCUGAACUUGUUCAGUCAUCACGUGCUUUGGAUGUUUCAUAUAACACCUUUCUCAAUGGAAGCCUUCCUAACAGUCCUGCCGGUCAGAAGGGGUCAAUAAAUUAUAUCGGAACUUCAAUUGAUGCAAGCAGAACAAUUAACAGUGAAAACCUUACCCUACUCAACUGUCUCCACAUGAAAGGAUGCAACAGAACAUUUUACAACAACCUUAUAACUUCCUGUGCUAUAAACUGUGGUGGCAAGCAAACGACUUAUCCAGAUUCAUUGUCAAGCAUGUUCUAUGAUGACACUAGUGACCUUGGAGCCGCAGGCUUUCAUGUUAAUAGUGACAGACAAUGGGUGGUUAGUCAUGUGGGUUAUGAUCCUCUUAGUGUCUCUCCUGGUAUAGUAAAUGCAAGUCAAUUUAUUCUGGGGGCAGACUUGCCUGAGCUCUAUAAAACAGCAAGGACAUCAAGAAGCGAUUUGUGGUACUACGUGGUUGGUCUGUCUAAUGGGAAAUAUACAGUUCAACUCUUCUUCGCAGAGAUAGUUAUUGAAAGUGAACUGAAUCGUGGACCAGGAAGGCGUUCAUUUAACAUUGAUAUUCAGGAUCAGAAUAUCAGGACAGAUUUUGAUAUUACUAAGGAAGCAGGGGGUUUUGGAAGACCCACAAACAUAACCUAUGAAGCAACCGUGGAUAGCUCGGUUCUUAAAAUACAUCUCUACUGGAAUGGACGAGGCACACGUGCUAUUCCAUAUGAAGGAGCUUAUGGGCCUCUGGUAUCAGCAAUAAGAGUUUUCCGUCCUGAAAUGCCCCCGAACAACAGCCCCCCACCUGUGCGACCACAGCCAGCGCCACAGGAUAACAAGCGAAGAGGAGUGGUUGCGGGCAUUGCAGCCCUGUGUAUAGCUGGGGCGGUGAUAUCUUCGUCCGUCGUUUACCUCUGGUGGAAAUGGGUCUCACUCGUGAAGCAUCCAAAUACAUGAGUUCAGAUGUGUAUACCAUGUGAAUGAGCCACUGUGCACUGUAUCAUAUCUUCGUUGAGCUGUGGUGGGGACAUGGACGCCUGUACAGGAACACGUAGCGCGUAAGGUGAAGAGGAUAAUGACAUCGAUGUACAGUUCGGUUUACAGUCAGGAUAUUAGGUCUGUAGAUUCGUUUUGUUUACGAUUCGUUGAUUGUAACUUCUAAGAACCACUGAUGUCAUCCCACGUUUUGUUUUUGGCAUGUUGUAUUUUAUUUAUUUAUUUGUUCUUUCAAACUCA